Messenger RNA from Coregonus clupeaformis (lake whitefish), 7031 nucleotides. RefSeq names its product tau-tubulin kinase 2. Gene Ontology annotation, cellular component: ciliary transition zone; cytoplasm; ciliary basal body. The coding region runs from base 504 to 4433 and encodes 1309 amino acids. NCBI's taxonomy places the organism in Eukaryota, Metazoa, Chordata, Actinopteri, Salmoniformes, Salmonidae. Gene Ontology annotation, biological process: cilium assembly; peptidyl-serine phosphorylation; signal transduction. The record is from RefSeq and is a predicted model, not a curated record. Gene Ontology annotation, molecular function: protein serine/threonine kinase activity; ATP binding. The transcript has 14 exons.
UCAUAAUUACGCGUGCACUAGUGCCUUAAAGCCCACGCUCGUUCACAUAGCGAGCUGUUGCGAGGGUGAUAGGAUCGUGAACGCGCGGGCAGGCAGGCGGAUCAUCAGAGAAGAGUAGCUAGCACGUCACGGAUCUGUAGCGAUCGAGAGAGAGAUGCUGAGGUGACAGUGAGAGAGAAGGAGAAAAGGGACGAUUAGAUAAAACUCAUUAUCCCUGCUGCUAAAUUCACAUGUCUUUGUGUGAACAUCAGCUGCAGAAUCAACACCAGAUGGAUAACGCACCCACUAUGGAAUUCCACUCGAUGUCUCAACAUUCCAUCAAGACAAACAUAAAGGAUUUUUUGUAACCACACCCGGCUUCUUUCGGAUCAAGGAUCGGAGCGGCUAAGGAUUCCACAGGGUCCUGAUGCCCGGCCCAAUCUAAUAAGGCUGGUCGUAGGUAGCAAGAGUCGCAGCAGGGGAAGAAGCACAAAGAGAGCAGCAGUGAGUCCACCACCGGCAGGAUGAGUGCUACGGCAACAGAGCAAGCUGACAUCCUAACUGUGCUUGUCCUGGUCAAGGAACGAUGGAAAGUGGCAAAGAAGAUUGGUGGCGGUGGCUUCGGGGAGAUCUAUGAGGCGUUGGACCUGCUGACCAGGGUCAGUGUUGCUCUGAAGGUGGAGUCAGCACAGCAGCCCAAACAGGUCCUCAAGAUGGAGGUGGCCGUCCUCAAGAAACUCCAGGGUAAAGACCACGUGUGUCGCUUUGUUGGGUGCGGCCGCAAUGAUCGCUUCAACUACGUGGUGAUGGAGCUUCAGGGUCGUAACCUGGCCGACCUGCGGAGGAGUAUGACGCGGGGCACGUUUACAAUCAGCACCAUCCUGAGACUGGGCAGACAGAUACUAGAAGCUAUAGAGAGCAUCCAUUCUGUUGGCUUCCUGCACCGAGACAUCAAACCGUCCAACUUUGCCAUGGGCCGUUUUCCCAGUACCUGUAGGACCUGCUACAUGCUGGACUUUGGUCUAGCGCGCCAGUUUACAAACUCCUGCCAAGAGGUCCGACCGCCACGACCAGUAGCAGGGUUCAGAGGUACAGUCCGCUACGCGUCAGUCAACGCACACAAGAACAAGGAGAUGGGUCGGCAUGACGACCUGUGGUCUCUCUUCUACAUGCUGGUAGAGUUCAUGGUUGGCCAGUUGCCAUGGAGAAAGAUCAAAGACAAGGAGCAUGUAGGGAAGCUGAAGGACACCUAUGACCACAGGCUCAUGCUGAAACAUCUGCCUGCUGAGUUCACUGUCUUCCUGGAUCACAUCUCUAACCUGGACUACUUCACCAAACCAGACUAUCAGCUGCUGAUGUCAGUGUUUGACAACAGUAUGAAGACCUACAACGUGGUGGAGAAUGACCCGUAUGACUGGGAGAGGACUGGGUCUGAUGGCACUCUGAGCAUCAACGCUACAGCCACCACACCACAGCACCACACACGUCUCACGCCUGCACACAUGGGAAUGGCGAAUGCGUCCCUGGUUCCUGGGGACCUGGCGAGGGAGAACACAGACGACGUGCUGCAGGACGAGCAGCUCAGUGACAAUGGGGAGAACAACCCUCCUCCAGACCGUCUCCCUGGAUCCCCCAGCAUGCCCCGGGCCAACCAGGAAGCUGACGUUUGGGAGAUGCUGGACCGCGACCGCAACCGCAUCAGGACAGCUGUCUGGAAGGCAGCCACAGAGGAGGAGCACAGCAACAACCAGGGGGGUCCCCAGAGCCCAUACGCCAACCCCAGUCUGGGCUCUCCUGUUCGGGUACACUCUGAGAUGGUGGGGGCCUCAGAGCAGGACGGUGGUGGUCCUCUGCUCAGGAAGCUUCGUAACAUCCACAGCUUUGAGCUGGACAGGAGGUUGACCCUAGAGGCCAAGCCCAGCCCAGAACGCUUCCUGGAGGCAUGUUCAGUGAAGCAGCAGGGUUGUGGGCAGCAGCAGCAGGAGAAGGGGUCUGAGGUGGGCCAGGGUCUGUCUGUACCCGCUGGUGGUGCCACAGCGCUAGGUCGAGCUGGUGGCUCUGACCGAGUCUGGCACUAUGACGAGGAGUUCAUAUCUGGUGGCGGCACCAACGGUAGCUUGUCCAAACCUGUCUCCCCUCACUCCCCUGGCUCCCUGGAGCAAGGCGAGGGGGCACCCAGCAGCGGAGGCUUCGUGGCCCUCAACCUGAGCUCCGGCAGGGGGGAGGUGGACUCCAGGGAGUGGGUGAUGGUGGAGAGGCCCAGCGAGUCCCCAGGGACAGGGACAGGAACUGGGGCGAAGGCUACGACCAGCCCCUCUGAGGAGGAAGAAGAGGACCUGGAGGUGCUGGAGGUACCCCUGGAGGCAGGGGAGGGGUCAAGGGGGAGUCCAAGUCCUGUUCAGAUCCAUGGGGACAGGGAUGGGAACCUCCAGGGGUCACCAGGGUCCAGGAGAGGACCCCCUAGAGUGGACAGGCUGGAGCUGAGUGUGGGACCCCCUGGAAGCCUGCCCCCCAUCACCCCCACUAGCCCUGCUGAGGGCCUGGCUGAGGGAGUACUCACACAGCUCCCCACCUCUCCUCCGUCCCUGCCUGAGGAGGUGUUGGCCAGGACGUCCAGUCCCCUGCUCCUGCGUUCCCCCAGCCCGCACACCCAGACCCUCCUCACCACCCUGUCGGACCCCCUGCACCAAAGGGACCCUCCUGGGAUGAGGCGCUAUUCAGCCAACCACCACCACCAACAGCACCUCCUCCGUCCCACCUCCUGUUCCUCCUGCCACGCCUCCCUACCUCCACCACCUCCUCACCCCGUUUCUGCCCGUAACCAAUCGCCCACCGGGCGCAGGAAACUGCCCGAGAUCCCGGCGGGCGCCGCCAACAGCAAGUUCCCUUCCGUAAUACGCAUCACACGCGCCCAACUUCAGCAGUUGACAGCUCAGCGGUCCCAGUCAGGCUCAGACAGUGCUCCACAGUGCCUCCAGCUGGAGAGACGAGGUGAAGCAGCAGCUGAGGCCAAUCAGCCCCAGGAUAAUACUGCUACCGCUGAUAUCCACUCCUCCCAGGGCCAGGAGCGCCUGCCCACCCCUAACCACACCUUUACCCAGCCUGGCAGCCAGCACGGCAGUCCCACCACUGUGGAUGACCUCCUGGCAGAUACCUUGGUCAACGGAGGAGACACCCACAUCAACACCCGGACCCAUACCAAAGCCCACAGCCCGGUGCUAAGCCGAAUGUCUUCUCCUCACUCCCCGCAUUCUCCUCACUCUCCCGUUUCUCCUAAUUCUCCCCGUUCUAAUUCUCCACGCUCCCCCCACAGUCCAGUGUUAGGGCUAAUCAACGGCCAUCUCACUCCCCCAGCUUACGGCCAGGGGGAUGGCAGCAGUGGAGCCUUCCCAGAGCUGAAGGACCAUGAGAGUGACCAGCCCCGGUCAGACAGGGGAGAUGGGGUGGAGACCAGUGACCCAGCCCCAGCUCUAACCCCCUCCUCCCUGCCCUCUGCCCCCCGUAGGGACCCCUCCCGCAGGCUGAGCCGUAUCCCUGUCCUGGAACCCUCCAGCCUGCUGGACCUCCUCCCCACCCCUGGCUCUGCCAUGGAGAAGCUGUUCCAGAAGAAAGCCCACCACCAGGGAGGAGGCCACCACCCAGCCUCCUCUCCCACAGCCUCUCCCUCUCUCUCCCACCGUGGCUCCAUCAUGGCCUCGCUACCCCGUGGGGAACAGCUGUCCUCCGCCUCGGACCGCUCUGAGACGGUCGAUGAGUUGUUCCUGGGCUCACGCUCCGACCGCCAGGGGGAUGACGCCUCCUCCCUGUCCUCCUCCUCCAGCCCCCUGUCCCGUAAGAGCAGGAUCCCUCGCCCCGUUAACCUUCCUAACCCGGCCCCAGAGCAGGAGCGAGCUGCACAGUACCUACCACGCCCACCCCCGGGCAAACCACCCAGUCGCCCUGCAGUGGAGGGCAGGCUGAGGCGUUACCGAAUCCGAGCGGGCAGCACCAGCGACUCAGACCUCCUGACCUGCCUGGCCCAGCUGAUGCACCAUGGUCAUGGUGGUGGUUCUGUCCGCGGCUCCCCCCACCACGGCCGCUCCUCAGCCCAGCACGGAGGCUCCCGGAUGGGCAUGUGUAGCCUGACCAGCUCCCCCCACCACCAUCCCCACCGGACCUCCAGCGCCUCUCCACGCAGCUCCUCCUCUCUACAGCGCUCUGUCUCCUCCUCCCCCUCCCGCCACGAACACCGCGGGGGAGAGAGAGGAGGAGGGGUUUGUUUCGGUCGGUCCCGAUCCCCUCCUAGCUUCUCCGGGUCCCCCCCUCCUCCCCGGCGCUCCUACCCCCACCACCAGGAGACUUGCUGCGGCCGCCAGGCCCGCACCGGCCCCUUCCACCAACACGCCCCAAGGGGGAAAGUCUGCAGCCGCGAGGAGAGGGAGAGGAAGUGCUCCAGCAAGCUGAGCGGCAGAUAGUGGCCCACUGCUCCAGCCCUGGUCCUAGCCUGGCCCAUAGGAAGUGCUGGGCCUAUUUAUUAAAGUGUCUCAGAGUAGGAGCAGGUCCCCUCUGUCCAUGUAAUCGUAUUAAUUAAAUAAAUCAUCAUAAUAAAUCACUAAACUUAACCUAGAUCAGCACUCCUAUCCUGAGUUGCUUUGUGUGUCGGGCCUGGGGGUCAGUGUUGUUGCCACAGCAGAGGGUGAGAUGUUCAUACAGACCAGACAAUCAUGCUCGGGAUCGAUGAAGACCUGAAGCUUCUGUCAGAGAAUACUGAACUUAAUGUCUCCCCUCUCCUCCCCGUUCAGUUUCUCCCCACACCGCUGUCCUCUCUCUCUUUCACUUGUAAUCCUUCACUUGUUCUUCUUUUAUUUCUUCCAUUUUGUCAUUGUUUAAUCACUAAUUUAUAUGCCCACUUUAAGCAUUCAUACUUCAUGCGAAAAGUAUCUAUAUGCAUUAUGCUGUGUAUAAAAUGUAGGGGUACUUACUUCCCUCAUCUCAUCAGUGAAAGUAAACACACUUCAUUCAGAUUACCCUAGGACGCUAACGGUGGAAAUUCAGUGGAUGAGCAAUUAUUUAUGAAUCACUAACCAUUUGAAUAUUGACUCAUUCUAUUGUGUUUCCUCUGUACUGACCUGGGGAGUGCGGUAUAGCAGGUCUACCUGUAUGGCCAUGAAGCUCUCGAGAGAAAUGUACACUAUCUAUAGAUCCUAUUUAUUGAAAUCUUGACGCACCUGUCACCCCAGUUACACACUUGCUCUCUCCGUCUCUGACUUCAAAUGGACAGUAUAGGGAGUGUUCUUUAUUUCAAAGGCACCUAAAGCCAUCAAUCGAUCAAUGAAAGAAGUGAUCAUUUUGAGUGAUCCUUCCUUUAAUACAAUCGUAUAGUGUGUGUGAACUCACACACGUACUUGUGCCUACUGUGUUGAUUGAUUGAUUGAUUGAUUGGGGGAAUCUAAAUGUCAAACUAAAUGUGUGAUUGAAUACUAGUAACUGGGCCUUGAUUCCCUUUGUAUGCUCCUAUUGAGAAAGGAGUCUGACUUUGCGUCCCAAUACUUUAUCCUUCUGCCCUGGACUUAAAAGGAAAGUAAUGGUGUAAGAAAUGUCAUGGCAACCCUCCCUAGCCUUGCCCAUGCUUACACCAAACCAGUGAUUUUAAAUGCAUGGAUGGGAGGGGAGUGCACACUUGGGGAGAACGCUUAUGGUACUUUUUAUAACACUAGUAGUGAAUACAAGGCAACACUAAGUUAUAAUGAUUAUUAAUGUUUAAUAAACACUUGUCUUAAUGUGUGCCUUGCCUUGGCACUUUGGGCAGCUUCUGGUUUCACUACAAAGUAGGCUAUGUUUCUCAUUUUUACAAAAUCACCCCCACAAAAAUUGUGCAAGCUGCAAAGACAGUCCUCUUCAUGUGAGUGUAACAGUAUUAUUCACUACAAGGAAAAGGAAGCAAAGUGAAUGUUUUUAUUUUAUUUAUUCAGACAUUAUUUUAAGAAAUAUAACAUGUGUUUGAGAUAUUAAAGAAAGGGAAUGUUUUAAACUAAAACUUAGAUAUCCUGUUUGUCUACAUUUUAUGACAGGUCCAUCAUUUAUGUCAAGUAAUCAUGAUAUUUAUGCCAUAUAAAUAUCAUGUAUCAUAUACCAAAUCAGUGUUUCAAACUUCCCAAAGGUUAAAAAAAAACAUGCGCAAGAUAAUGUUUUGUUUCUUUUGUAAUGACAUACUGUAUGUUUUGUGCACUAUUACCUCAGAGUUAAUGUAUUGUUUGAGAACCAACCACAUUUUCAAUUAACACUAUCAUUUAAAACCUCCCUCACCUGACCUUUCUUUUACUACAUUUAAAACCCCCCCAGCCUGAAAUCCAGAACCGCUUUUGUUCUGACAUUCCACUCCUUGUACUCCGUGGUAUUGCCCAACAUUGGAAUGAAAAGGAGUAGCAAGGAGUGGAAUGAUAGCAGAAACUGACUGGUACCCAGGCUACCUCUCUCCACCUCUCUGCUUGUAAGAUACUGUAAUAUAACUAACUACUGCUUCCAGCACUACUACUCCUUGCAUGCGCUGCCUACCAAGAAAAUAGAAAAACAAAACAAUCAACCAAUCAGUAAAGUAAGCAGCAUACCAGUUCCCAUAAUGCAUUGUGAAUGUCUGAAAGGGAAUUCUUCUUCUUGUUGGAUAGUACCAUAUGUAUUUUGGUUGGAAUAUUUAAUUUGUUUCGUUUUCCAUUUCUCCUCACAAUCUCGAUCACUCUUCACUCUUAUCGUUCCACCUGGUCCACAGCAUUUAUCUGCUUUUCUAGCUCUCCAAAAGCUCACAUUUUAGGACUACUGCACUGACUGAUUGGGUAAUACUACUAAAAAAGGAUGCUCCUAAAAAGGGAUCUAAUGUAUUUAUUUGAAAUCCGUUUGAUUGGCUUAUUGUCAUGAUGUGACACAUGCAUAGUACAGUAUGUAAAGAGGAAAAUACUUGCCUGGAGUAUUUACAUUAUACAACCUAGGCUUGGCCGAUAUACCAUUUAUACCGUAUACCUGGGUAUUUCGAAAUACCGACGGUAUGAUUUUCAAUACGUUUAAAAAAACGACAAACA